Anthostomella pinea is the source of this 1482-nucleotide messenger RNA. Lineage: Eukaryota; Fungi; Ascomycota; Sordariomycetes; Xylariales; Xylariaceae. The record is from the annotation of a GenBank genome assembly.
AUGGAAAGCAAUGGCGGCCAUGCCAAGGACAAGACGUCCGACAGCGACGCCAAGUCCACCAAGGACAACACCCCUACGACCACCACCACCAAUACGCCGACAGAGUCCAAAAAGAGCCCCAGAAAGAGGCGCAAGGAGAGACCGUGUACGAGGUGCGUCAAGCGCAACAUAGGCCAUCUCUGCCACGACGAACCCCGGGAUCCGGAUGCAAAGAAGCCCAAGGGCUCUCAUGGCGCAACCGCGCACGACGAAUCAGACAGCCAGCCGGAACGGUCGCGCAGUUCAAUAGACCAAAAUGCCACCGUCAUCGCACCACCGUCCUUUGACGGGCCCGGAGCAGCCCAGGCCACGAACACAAAGCCAGGUUUUGGUGCAGCCGCGCUAGGCCAGGCAAACCCCCUACAGCUUGUGUCACCGGGUCCGGUCUCUGGGAUGCAGGCCAGUGCUUCUUCUGGCAGCAAUAUGAACCAACUUGCUGGCUUCUCUGACGCAUGGCUGACCGCGCAAAACCAAUUUCACGAUAUGCACCACUAUAACCCGCAAUAUAUGCUCCCUCAAGAAGUCACCCACGAGUUCAACCUGCUCAAUGAUUUUCUGAAUACCAGCCUCCUCGAUGACGGCGGAGCCCUGUCGGAUGACCAGAAUCUGCUCUACAGAAAUAACCAGUCGCAGCCCGAGUCCGAUAUGGCAGGCUUUCUGGGCGGCAAUAACAACCUCCUGCCCCCGAGUGCGAUGCAGUCAGGCUCGAUGCCUCCGCCGAACGCAGAGCAGACCAACAAGAUACCGCAACGUGCCAAUGCUGCCCCGCCGGACAAGACGCGUGAAUUCUAUCUCCAAGCGGCAGAUCCAUCGGGCAAUGACACACCUGAAGCACGCAUGCAGCGCGUCUUGAAGGCCAAGUACGAUGCCGGCAUGCUCAAGCCCUUCAACUACAUCAAGGGGUAUGCUCGGCUCUCGGCAUACAUGGAAGACCAUAUCGCUCCUGGCUCCAAGCAUAAAAUCCUACAAGAACUGAGCCGCUUCCGGCCCAAGUUCAGGGAAAAGGUGCAGGGACUCGUUGACAUGGAACUUGUUUUCGUGGAGAUGUGGUUCGAGAGGACGCUGAUGGAGUACGACCGAGUCUUCGCCGCCAUGGCUGUCCCGGCUUGUUGUUGGAGGAGAACAGGGGAAAUAUUCAGGGGUAACAAGGAGAUGGCAGAGCUGAUUCACGUUCCUGUGGAGCGGCUGCGAGAUGGCAAGAUAUCUCUGCACGAGAUACUUACAGAGGACUCUCUUGUUAGAUACUGGGAAGAGUUUGGCACGAUUGCAUUCGAUGCAGCACACGACACCCUUCUCACGGCCUGUGCGUUGAAGAACCCAGAUGACCGGUCCAACGACCCCAUUGUCAACUGCUGUUUUUCGUUCAUGAUACGCAGAGAUGAUCACAAGAUACCCAGCCUCAUUGUGGGCAACUUCCUUCCACAUGAUCCUUCGCAUGCAUAG